Molecule: messenger RNA, 1113 nt
Organism: Bolinopsis microptera
Lineage: Eukaryota; Metazoa; Ctenophora; Tentaculata; Lobata; Bolinopsidae
Exons: 2
Coding region: 124-1008 (294 amino acids)
Source: RefSeq, a predicted model, not a curated record
GCAGGUUUAACUAGCAGAUACAUGUGUAGUACGAUAGUUAUUCCAUUCCGUGAUUUUACUUUCGCUUUUCUUUAAUUUCUGCAAUUUCUUGCAACAAGACACUAAAAUAACAAAUCUGAAAAUAUGGCAGAAGAGGGACUUCAAUCUCCAAAACCUGGCUGGUACGUCUACGAGAAGCCUUAUGGCUGGGAGGAAGAGGGCGAUCUUACAAAAAUAGAAAAGGAUUUCAGGAAGGAGAUGGGUAGAAUGAAUCCCGAGGACUACGACUAUUCGGAAGAUCCAGUUUUAAAGGCGAUGAGGCUGGAAGCUGAGGCCGAACACGCAAAAAAGAAUUUCCAGACUGGACGCAAACAUGCUAAGAUGAUCAAAGACCACAUCGUUGCAUCAAGGAAACUUAACUUUGAAAGGAGAUCGUCAAAAGCCUCCGUCAGUUCUUAUGAUACCGAAGACUUCAUGAGCCAGCCCGAUGAAAGGAUUUGGGACGAACAGGGCGAAAAAGCUUGGAUGGCAGCUUACAAAAGUAAGGCAAAGAGAAACAAGAAAUUGAGGAAAAUGCUCGCCAGUGCUCCUGGUCAUUCUCCCGUAAAAGCAAAGGUACCAUCACCAAUAAAAAUAGCACAAGCAUACGCACAACAAAGCCCCGCUGUGCAAAAAGCUGUAGCAGCAGUACUUGCUGCCAGCCCUCCCCCACCUAUCAGCCCCAAGAAGUUUGGAGACAUUAACUUAGACAGCAGCGAUGAUGAGGUUCCUAUGCCAACAAACUUCGCCAAAAAGAUGUCCAUGGCGGGCAAGAAAUCUUUCUUUGCUUCUCCAUCGAAAGGCAAAUCUCCAAGCCCUUACAAGCCAUUGCCUCCUGCCAUCAAAAAAGCCUUCUUUGCACCACCUGAUCUUGAUUCAGACUCAGACUCUGAUGACAUAGAUAUACCCGGAUUCUCGAAAGUUCCUAGCCCCACCAAAAAGUUUAGUGUCAGUAAGAAAGCUUUCUUUGAUAGUCCCUCAAAGCAGUAAUUGAUGGAUUAAACGACACCCAAACUGAUGUGAUUUUAAAUUUUUUUAGAGACAUAAUUAUAUUACCGAUGAUGCAUUAUUGAAUUUGACCUUUGAUACUUAAAA